Doryrhamphus excisus (bluestripe pipefish) is the source of this 6753-nucleotide messenger RNA. RefSeq names its product LON peptidase N-terminal domain and ring finger 4 (gene lonrf4). Lineage: Eukaryota; Metazoa; Chordata; Actinopteri; Syngnathiformes; Syngnathidae. Gene Ontology annotation, molecular function: protein binding; ubiquitin protein ligase activity. The record is from RefSeq and is a predicted model, not a curated record.
GGUCUUUACUUAUGUUACGCAAUGGUGUAACACAGUAACCUGGCAUUGUGGCUGUGUGGGUAUCUCCAAGCUAAACGAGGUUAUUUGCGGACAAGAACGCAUCUAACAAACAUAUAGCACUUCGAUUUGUGGAGUCGGCGCUUGAGUUUCAUUUCUAUUUUCUACCUGUCCGCCAUGCAAGUCAUCUUGUGUUAUUCGGGACGGAGUUGGGUCAGUACGCAUUUAAUUGAGAGGAAAAGACAAUGUGGGCGGCUGAGAUAGGUUCAUCUAGUAAAUGACACACAGUCGAGGAGAAAAGUCUCCCGAUGUUCCAGGUUUGAAAGCAGAAUAGCAAUUCGUGCUGGUGACAUAACCCUUUCAGCCAUGGAGCUGCUGGAGUGCCCGCUCUGCCGCUUCCUGAUGUGGGAGCCGGUGAGCACGUCCUGCGGUCACACUUUUUGCAGAAGGUGUGCGGCCACCUACCUCCCGUCUAAAUGCCCCACAUGCAAAGAGAGGUUAAAACCGAGAGAAAUUAGGGGCAUGAAGAAUAACGUUCUGCUUAUUGGAGUCGUUGAAAAGUGCUGCCCCGAGGACGCAAAGAUGAAGUGCCAGCUACAGGAGAAGCUUCGGACCAAACAGUACCAGGACGCUUUACGCGCUGCCAACGACGGGAUUCAACAGGCCCCUGAUGACUUGAGUCUGAAGCUGUACAGAGCUGAAGCAAACUGUGGACUUUUGCAGUUCUCUGAUGCUCUGACCGACCUUGACUACCUCUGCUGUCUUCGGCCCAACUGGACUGAGGGCUUCUUUCGCAAAGGGAAUGUACUGUUGGAGAUGGCUCAGCAGACAGAAGCCCUCGUCCAGUUUCACCGUUGCCUCAAACUUCAAUCUGACUUUGUUCCCGCAAAGAAUCAGAUCAAAAAGGUCCUGGAAGCAGAGGGUAUAUCAGUGCCAGAGGACACAUCCAGCUUCAUGCAGGUGUUGGCUGAUUACCUAAAAGCAGCAGUUUACCCCAUUGUAAGCCUUAGUGGCACGCAAGGGCCAACAUACCCUGAGGGCCUCAAACAUCCACAUGGCGACGCAGGGGGCAAAGAAAGGAGAGAAACAUACCAGAGCGCCAAAGCGAAGCAUGACGCGAGCACCGAGUGCUGCCUGAGCAUCUGCCAAGCUGUUUCCUUUCUACCCGCCACUGAAGACGAUGAGGAGCCGAUGACGAGGAAGGAGGACGUCCAUGGCAGAGGUGCAAGUUUUAACUCUGGAGAUAAAACUCUCAGUGUGCUCUCUGUGUCAGACUUUGAGUGCCCGCUGUGCAUCAGGUUGUUUUUUCAGCCAGUUACCACUCCCUGUGGUCACACGUUCUGUAAAAACUGCAUAGAGAGGAGUCUGGAUCACAACCUUCGCUGUCCACUCUGCAAACAGCCACUACAAGAGUACUUAAAAAAUAGAAAGUACAACGUGACAGUGCUGACUCAGCACAUCAUGGACCGCCUUUUCCCCUCACAGUUGGCUGAAAGGAAACAGGUCCACGGGGCUGAGAUGGCUGAACUGUCAAACCUCACAAAGGACAUCCCUAUAUUUGUUUGCACUGUGGCCUACCCUGGUGUGUCCUGCCCACUGCACAUCUUUGAGCCACGCUACCGACUGAUGAUGCGUCGCUGUAUGGAAACCGGAACUAAGAAGUUUGGCAUGUGCAGUUAUGAACAUGGCAAAGGUUUGCCUUUCCUAAGCUUUGCAGACUAUGGCUGCAUGUUGGAGAUCCAUGGCCUAGAGCUGCUGCCUGAUGGACGGUCCUAUGUAGACAGUGUGGGUGGCAGCAGAUUCAGAGUUCUUAAGAGAGGCCACAGGGAUGGCUACCACACCGCUGAUAUCGAAUACUUGGAGGAUAUCAAGGUUGAAGGGAGUGAAUUAGAAAUUCUACAGGAUCUCCAUGAUAGCGUCUACCAGCAGGCUCAGGAUUGGUACCAGCGGCUUGGAAACCGCAUGAAAGAACAGAUCAACAAACAGUACGGCGCCAUGCCCAGUACUGAUGAAAACAUACAGGCCUCACCCAACGGUCCAGCCUGGUGCUGGUGGCUAUUAUCUGUCCUCCAGCUGGACCCUGCCUACCAAACCACAGUCCUCUCCCUCACCUCACUGAAAGAUCGUCUGGGACACCUACGUCUCAUCCUUGAGUACUUCUCUCAGAACUAAAUAUUUGAUGGCAUUGUAGUGACAAAAAAGGGUUUAUUACACACUCGGAUACAUCAAAUGAAGCGAAGAACCACUAGGCUCACUCAUAAAAUCGUAUUUGGGAUGAACUACUGUGAAUGAGAGAGGGGCUGUUUUAAUAUCACAGCUCAAAGCCAAAUCAUAUAGUGAAAGACAUAACAUGUAAUUUUAUUACAAAACACAACAGUUAUUCAAAGCUGAGUUUCAUACCAUACUUUUUCAUAAUGAACAUCACAGGAAUGAACACACAUCAUUGCCAGGCCUGCAGAGUAUGCAAAACUAUUUCUCACAUACAGUUCAAGCCAAAAUUAAUACACUAGCAAAACAAUUAUUUUUUUAAUAGGAAUCUCAAAAAGUGGAAAAUGACUGUAAGAAGUCGUGUUGAUGAAAGAGCAUUUCCAUAGUUCUCCUUGCGCUCGGAAUUGAGAGAGUAAGGUGCUAAUUUUUCCGUUUAUUUUCCAUGUACUCCCUGUGGCAAUUAGUGUACCCCACUUUGGGGAAUCUAAGCUCUAAAGCAUUCAAAUCAACUCGAUUUUGCAUUGAAUAUGCCUGUAUAAACAUUUUAUAUGUAAACAGUUUAUAAUAGUAGUUGUUUUCUUUUUUAUCAUAACACAAACAUGUUAUGUCCACUUUCCUGUGUCCAUUUCUGCUAAAAGUAAUUUAUGAGAUAAAAAUAUACUCAGUAAUUUUGGGUUAAAAAAAAAAGAAAAAAGGCUGAUUAUGGCGACUCCAUAAUCAGGAAAAAGACAAAAGAAAAAGAAGAACUAUGUUCAUUUUCCAAGUGCAGUAAGAGAGAAUUGUGGAAAAGGGGCACUAGGUGUCGCUGUUUUUCUCCACUUUGUACAUAAAUAAAAUAAUCAUCCAGGCAGAACCAAAUCCUAUAAUAUUAUAAAAUACGUUGUUAAAAUGCACAUUCAACUCAAUGUUUUUUUUUCAGGACUAUCCCCAAAUUCAAGUUUUGAAAAAAUAUGAUUUAAUGCUUCAUUAUUGCUUUUGGUUUACAGAAUAUUUGUCUGAUGUUCAUAUGUUGUUCUUGGUUGUCUGUUUUGGCCUUGGCUCCUUUUAACCUGAGUGAAGUUUAGGGUGACAUGUAACGGCACCUAACUAAAGACCUUUAUCUUAAAUGCCAUGACUUAGCUGCUUUAAAGGUAAACUGCCUUCAAAUCACCCACAAUGCUUAUGUGACACGUGAACACACGCCUUUCUGUUUUAUGUGCAUUCUAAAGAUAUAAAAAACAGACAAAAAAAAGAGACACCUGCUGAUUGCACGUAAUGGAUCCACCUAUGCCACCUAAAAAGACCGCUAUUAAAACACUUCCAACAAGGUUUUAUGGUAUUUUAUUAAAUCCUGUGCCCUUGUAGUAACAGGUAUUUCCAUGAUAACAUGUAAUACUUUUACAUUUGAAGCAUUACUUUUCCAAACUCAGAAGUAAAAACACAGCAGCAGUGGUGUCAAAUAUUGUAUGUAGCUUUAACUUUUUUUGUAGUGGUCUGAGGCAUUGUGAGCAUGACAUGCAGUGAUGAGCUGCCUCUUUUUAUCUAUUUUUAUAUCUUGACAACAUACAGAAAAAAAGACAUAUUGCAUGUGUUCAUGUCUCACACAUGGUUUGUGGAUGAUGGGCAAAAUUCCCCCCCUAAAGUGCAGUUUUUCUGUUAACUUUUUGUCACUGUGUGUCGGGGAACAAACAGACAUGGCCUCAAAUGUUUAGUUUGACAACCUCUGUGUGUUUUUGCAUGCAAUGCAGGCGGAUGUCCAUUACCAAUCAUCCUUUUUUGAUGAUAUUAUUAUGGCAUGGUCACGUUGAAGACGUGUCGCCGUAUCUAGAGGCAUAAGGAGGGAAAACUGUUAAAUAUUACGACCGUGGUCAAACUCGGGAUGAAUCCCCACAAUAACACCUACCUCUGGCUCAAACAGUGUCCCAGCAUUGCAUGUGGUGGGGGGGCUUGCUGUCAUAAAUCAUUUUGUUUUGAGUGCCUGUCACAAGAUCUGCAAGUCUUAACAGCUUGUACAUGACAACAAUCGCGAUACAUGGCUCUGGCAUACUGCUUUACAAAGAUUGAGUGCUGCAUUCCAUGGAAUGUCAAGGCUGCAUGUUAUCUAUUGAUUUGUAAAAACAAGCUUAACUGGGUGAUGCUAUAUAUGACACUAUAUAUUUUUUUUAACAUUAGAAGCGUGUCGUUGGUGUUAAUAUAUGUUUACUGCCUUUUAUAUAGUGGACAAGCAUCAGUAUUGCUUUGAUAGGCUUAGAAGCAGACUGUGUACAUUGAAAUGGUAAGUAUGAUACUCGCAUACGAGCCGCACGGUGGACCAGUGGUUAGCAUGUUGGCCACACAGUCAGGAGAUUGGAAAAACACGGGUUCCGCCUGGGCAUCUCUGUGUGGAGUUUGCAUGUUCUCUCCGUGCGUGCGUGGGUUUUCUCCGGGUACUCCGGUUUCCUCCCACAUUCCAAAAACAUGCAUGUUGCCUCAUCUCUUGUUUUGCCUUUACUUUACCCUUGAUCACUCUCGUAUAAAUCCUAUUCAUGUCACUGCAAUUCACAAAGACACUUUUACGCUGUACAGAGUAUUUAAUGAUCUCAAACAGCAAUCACAGAACAGCUCAUUUAUAUGUCAUGGAAGUACUACCGGUAGACAUGUGACAGUUACUAGAACCUUUUAAUGCGUUACUGGCACCAAUGCAUUACACUGCAGUCAUACGAAAUUUGUACCGUCUUUCAUCCUUGCAGGCAGGCAUUAGCUGUAACUGCUAGAUAACACAGUGGAUACCUGCAUAUUUUGAUCACUGGAUUGAUAGGCAGCACACUGUGGUAAGCCUGAAUUUCACAUGGACGUCAACAUGCUUGAGGUUGUGCUGUUUAUCUGCAGAGAAUCAGCUUCAUAUCUUCACCUUUACUCACAUAACAAAAACCACCAGUUCACCGUUACCCACUGUUGCCAAGUAUUUAGUAAGAAAAGUAGCUGCCGGCUCCGAAAAGUUUAUAGAUGAUGUAAUCAUAGGAGAGACAAAAACUGAGUGAAUACACUUCAUCAAAAUAAAAUAAUAUUUUUUAAAUAAUAUCAAGGAGAGACAAAAACUGAGUGAAUACACUUCAUCAAAAUAAAAUAAUAUUUUAUCUUAGGCAGCACCUCUUAAAGUUCUCUCAUUACAUGUUGGCACUUGAGAAUUUUUUUUCAUUCACACGAAUAACAGUUUAUUAUGUGUUUCUUCCGACUAAAUGUUGUUAGUGAGUUGCACACUCUUCUUGUGAAUAUUUAUAACAGCAACUAAGCUUCGCAAUAAAUAUAGGCAAUACAUUAGGUUUAUCAAUUGUUGAUGAAAAUAUGUCAUCCUAGUGUCAAAAUCCCAAAUUGGUAACCAUGCACAUACCUAAUAAAUUCUUAAAUAUAUACUAAUAUACAGUAUUGCCCCGCCACUUCGGGCUUCAAAUUUCAUGGCAUCGUUUAUUUUUUCAAAAAACAAUUAAUAAAUUAUGUUGUUUUGUGGUUGAAUAUGGCCUAUUAUUAGGAUUUUUUAAAAGCAUAUUUAAGCAAGCAAACGUUAUGUUUUUGUCUAUAUUAAGCAUUUUCAAGUAUGUAAGUGGCCAAAGGAACUUAAAUACAAAUAAGGCAUUCAAAGACUUGUGAUGACAUGUAGUAUUCUAGGGCCGUAACCCUCACCAAGUGAAAACUAGAUUCUGAAUCCCCCCCGACAACACAAGAGUCUUAUUUAUGUCUCAAUUUGCUUUUUCUAUUGUCGACAAUAUUGGGUAAUAUAAGUGUACAGGUGACUAUAGGGCUGUUACUUCAUGUCCAGAAGGCUCUAAUACUGUUAAAAACCAUUUGGAGGGUCGUAAAUAGGUUUUUUAUUCACAUAUAAGGAAUCCUACUUUGUGGAAAUGUACUUGGAAAUGCAACCGAUUAACUGCGAUACAUGAGGGAUUACUGUACAUGUAAAUCAAUACUGUUUUGUACUAAUGUACAACCUGCAAGAUAUGGUGGGAUGCCCACGUGUUACCCAACAUGCCUUGCGGGUUAUAUUAUGUGUUCCACAUGUGUUAUUUGUCUCAUUUCUCCUGUUGGUUAUUCCUGGUGUUUCAUGUUGUGUACAUAUGGGUGUAAAUUUAAAGCUUAUUCAUUUAGAGUCCUUAAAGCAAGUCAGUGCUACGCACAGUAGCAGCUGGACGAAACAGCAAAGCCCAGGCUUUAUCAGCGUGUCAAAAAUAGACAUUUUAUGGCCGUUUCAAUUACUCCCUGGCUUUCGCCAUUCACUAGCAGUUAUCCCUGCGACAAAUGGGGCUCUGUAAAACAAUUCACAUUGUCUUCAAAGACAGACAUAAGACAUUUAAAUUUAAAUAAACCAAAAUUUGGAAUGAUGGUAGUAAUAUGGUGUAGUGGUCACUGAUAGGCCUUUCUGAGACGUGACUGGCGAUGUGUGGUGUGCCCCCUUCCUAACACGUUUAAUGACACUUCUAACCAUUUCUGUUUGGUUUUUGACUGUUCUUCCAUCUCCAAACCAAGAGUUUCUCUGAAUAAUGUUUGUCCCUCCUUGUUAACUUUUUCAAUGUUGUUAUAAAUAAAACCUUUCAA